Molecule: messenger RNA, 2526 nt
Organism: Amaranthus tricolor (Joseph's coat)
Lineage: Eukaryota; Viridiplantae; Streptophyta; Magnoliopsida; Caryophyllales; Amaranthaceae
Product: auxilin-related protein 2
Exons: 8
Coding region: 434-1924 (496 amino acids)
Biological process (GO): clathrin coat disassembly; clathrin-dependent endocytosis
Cellular component (GO): cytoplasm; intracellular membrane-bounded organelle; vesicle
Molecular function (GO): clathrin binding
Source: RefSeq, a predicted model, not a curated record
AUGAUAAAUCACAUUCACACGUACUUUCUUAGGCUGGCUAGUGGCUCCUCAUAAACCACCGACGAAGUCUUCCAUGGCGAGCAAACUCACCCACCCCAGACAAUAGAGAUCGAACAUACAGAACUUUCUCCUCUUUCUCUUGAUCUCUUCCUUCCAAGAUUCUGGGGUGUAAGUACUAAGUAGCCAUAACCAUUAACCAUUAUUCAUUAUCCUCCUUCGUCCUUUAAUUCGAUUCAAUUUCCAUUCCCCUUCGCUUAUUUUGUUUUCUUCCUUUCUUGUUUUUUCUAUUCGUGUCCUUCAUUUCCUACACAUUUUUACACAUACCCAAUUUCCUCUUUUCUUCUUCAAUUUGGCACCGACACGAUUCAUAUUUCCAAUUUACUUCACUAUUAACUCAACGGAAUCCUAAUUCCAUCUGAGAAUUUUAGUAAUUAUGGAUGAUUUUGGUGUUUUAGUAAAAAAUUAUGGGAUCAAACCUCAAGGAAAAUCAGCUCCAAUGGCUUCUUCUAAAUCAGCAACAAAAACUACCCGUAAUUACAACACUAUAGAUCCGUCUUUUGGGACCAAACCCUUUUCUAAUUCUGCAAAUUCAGGAACUGGGUCAUUUUUCAAUGAUCAAAAUGAUGAUAUAUUCGGGUUCAACUCAAGUAACAAGCCUAAUAAUUAUGCAAGUUCAGAUGUUUUUGAUGAUGUUUUUCAAUUACCCAAAAAUGUUCCUACCUCUUCAAGUGGAGGUGGAGGUGGAGAAUUCGACUUUGAUAUGGAAUCGAUGUUCAAAGGUUCAAUGAAUUUGAACUCCAAAUCGGUGGACAUUAAAGAGGAGGAUCUUAUUUGGGGGUUUUCAGGAAAAGGGAGUACUAAUAAUGUGGUAAUGGGAAAUAAUGACUUGUUAUCAUCUGAUCCAGUUGAUGAUUUCUUUGGUAAAUUGGGAAAUUUGAGCUCUAAUCAAAAAAGCCUUGAAAUGAUGACCAAUGAUGAUUUGAUUCCUGGGUUUGGGAUUAGCAAUGCCAAUAUUAGUAGAGCUCAGUCUGGUUCAAGAGAGAAGAGUUCAGGUUCUUCUUCUAUCGAGGAGCUUGAAGAUUUUGCCACUGGCAUUCUAAAAAAGAACGAUAAAGGGAAGCGAAAUGAAUUUUCAGUUAAGAAAGAAGCAAAGACAGUUAGCAAAAAACCACAGGAGGUGAACUUCUUUGAUAUACAGGAAAACUUUAAUGUUGAUAGUAUGCAUAGUCAUAAGGUGGAGAAGGCAACUGAGCCAAUGUUUCCAGAAGCAGCAACGGAUCUGGAUUCAUUUUUCAGUGCACACGUUAAAAAAAAGAGUGUACCUGUAACUGAAGACACAGUUAUAAAUGGAAAAACCAACGAAGUACCGGAUCUGUUUUCUGGAACCACAUUUAAAAUGGAGAAAAAAAUGGCACCAAACGAUUUUCCUGAUGAUUUUUCAUCAAUAUUUGGAGGUGCCCCAGUUUCGGGUGUGUUUGAGGAAAUUGAAGGAGAAAGUGAGGAAAGACGCAGACUAAGAUUCGAACGCCACCAAAGAGCGAAGGCACGCAUGGAAAAUGCAUUAGCAGAAAUGAAUCAACGUGAAUAUGAGGCGCAGCAGGAACAGGAAGAAAGACAUAGGAUUUCUGAUGCUAUGGAUGUGGAGAUGAAGCGAUGGGCUGCUGGGAAAGAGGGAAACUUGCGAGCACUGCUGUCAUCUUUGCAACUGGUGCUCGCCCCUGAACUUGGUUGGCGACCGGUUACUUUAACUGACUUGAUUACUUCAUCUCAAGUAAAGAUCGCAUACAAAAAGGCUGCUCUGUGUGUCCAUCCUGAUAAAGUGCAGCAAAAAGGUGCAAGUCUUGAACAAAAGUUUGUUGCAGAGAAAGUUUUUGAUCUACUGAAGGAAGCAUGGAAUAAGUUCAAUACGGAGGAGCUUCGAUAGUAAAUUUGCAUCGCGUCUUUGAUCAUUCCUUUGUACUUUGUAGUUGAUCACGUCUGUUGAGUUUUGUAAUAAUAGAGUUUUAUGAUAGAUUUUUAAAUUUUCUUUUUGUUAGAAUGUAAAGUUGUUGCCUGUGGCUGUGUCUAAAAUAUACAUCUAUGUAAGUUUAAUGUUUUUUUCACAGAUAUAUAUACAUAUAUAUAUAUAUAUAUUUGAUAUGAUAAGUCCGAGUUUAUCUAUUUAUUUUUAUGAUUAUUGAGCUGGUCUUGUAUAGAUUUAGUGCACACUAAAAGAGUCCACUAAACCUUAAAUUAAAGGUGUGAGUUAGAGUGGUGAAGGGGAAAUGUUGUAGGAACAAUUGAUCGAGGAGAUGGACAUGAAAUUCUUUUUUCCUCCUAGCUUGACGGUAUUUGGAGUCAUCCCCCUUAAACUUGCCAUAAUUAGAAAUGGUUUCUUAAGAAUUUUGGGGUUAAUGGAAACCAAUAUACUUGCGCCCCAAGACGUAUCACAACCUUAAUUACAAAAUAUUGGCUCGGCUACAUAAAUCAAUUGGCAAUUGAAUAAUUCUAGUGGUUAUCCUCGUGAAUUCUCUUUUUCUUAUCCAU